This is a messenger RNA of Lathyrus sativus (Indian pea), 519 nucleotides long. The record is from the annotation of a GenBank genome assembly. NCBI's taxonomy places the organism in Eukaryota, Viridiplantae, Streptophyta, Magnoliopsida, Fabales, Fabaceae.
AUGUACAGAGGGCCAAUGCUCUCAUCCUCCCCAGCUGUUGCAUAUCCACCUUCCACGCCCUUUCCAUAUCCAGGAUUUCCAUUUGAAACUAAUUUUCCGUUAUCUUCAAAUGCUUUUUCUGGCUGUUCAACACCGUUUAUGGAUUCAACAACUGUGGGCGGACUUUGCUUUCCUAUGAUGCCCUCGCAGCCUAUUGGGCCUGGUGUUGUUGUCUCAUCCACAGAUCCCCAUCCCUAUGGUCUUCCAGGUGGUACAAGUAACGUAAUUCCCGACAACAGAAAAUGGGGUAGUCAGAGUCUGGAUCUUAAUUCAGGCCCUGGUGUUACAGAUACUGAGCGCAGAGAUGGCAGGCUACCUUCAGGAUUGAGACAGAUGCCUGUUCCAAGUCAACAACAGGCCUUGAUGGAGGAUAACUUGAAGAUGUUUCAGAUGGCCGGUGCAUUAAAAAGAAAGGAACCUGAUGGUGGUUGGGAUGGAACUGAUAGAUUCAGUUACAAACAUCCAGUGUGCCUAGCAUAG